CUAUCCACCAAUCACAACUCUACGCCUUUGACCUCUCUCUCCCCUCUCUUCCCUGUUCCAUACACAGAUCCACCUCUCUCUCUCUCUCUCUCUCUAGCUCUACAAACACCUGACACCCCUUUCCCUCUUACUCUAUGUCUGUACUCUCUUCUCUGCCCCUUUUUUCUCUCCGUACUACUGUUUCAUAUUUCAAUCAAUUGCUCUUUAAAGUUCAUUCCCUUCGUUCCAGAGAUUUUCCCUUCUACUCGUUCUCCGCUACUUCUUCUCUCUUCUACUUCAUCGCCUUUUAUCACUGAAUGUCAUUUGACUGGUCGUUCUGCGUCUGUCUGCCAAAAUUUAACCUGGGUUUUGUUUUUCUCUGUUAAUUUCUUUGUGGUUUAGAUCUGAUCAGGUUUAUUGUCCAAUCCGGAAUUUUCCUUGGGUUUCGGAAAGAAAAACCCUUUUCAAGAUUCUUCUGGUUGUCGAUGUACGUGAAAAGGGGCCGAAGAUUCUGUAUACAUGCUAUUUGAUAUAAUGGUUUUUUGGCCAUUACGAGUUCCACUUCUUUGCAUUUCCUCGCUGUGUCAUCUCUCUCUUUGAAGAAAGUUCAAAGAGGGAGGGACUUCCUGUAUUGAAUUCUUGUACGCUUGCCAUGUACGAUUACUAGUCUAGCCACAACAAUGAACAGGGGAAUUGAAGUUUUCUCACCAGCCUCUUACCUUCAAAACUCAAACUGGUUGUUCCAAGAAAGCAAAGGAACAAAAUGGACCCCAGAGGAGAAUAAGCGGUUUGAGGAUGCUUUGGCUUUGUACGACAAAGAUACUCCAGAUCGUUGGUUGAAAGUUGCAGCUAAGGUUCCAGGGAAGACGGUGGGAGAUGUCAUUAGGCAGUACAGGCAACUGGAAGAAGAUGUUUGUGUCAUCGAGGCAGGGUUGAUCCCAGUCACUGAGAAUGAUAACUGUUCUUUCACUUUGGAUUGGGUCAAUAACCAAAGCUUUGAUGAUUUCAAGCCGUUCUAUACUGUUGGUGAGAAAAGGGGUUCUUCCACUCGACCAUCCGAGCAGGAAAGGAAAAAAGGAGUGCCAUGGACUGAAGAAGAGCACAGGCAAUUUCUAUUGGGCCUCAAGAAGUAUGGUAAAGGGGACUGGAGAAACAUAUCUCGUAAUUUUGUGAACACAAGGACCCCCACUCAGGUUGCUAGUCAUGCUCAGAAAUAUUUCAUCCGGCAGCUUACAGGAGGCAAGGACAAGAGGAGAUCAAGCAUCCAUGACAUCACAAUUGUCAACCUUGAAACCAAGUCAUCUCCUUCAUCAGACAGUCACGGACCUUCUUCUCCUGAUCACUUAUUGAAUAAGGCUGUGAAUCUGCCGAAGAAUCCAAAUUUCUCUACCAUGGUUAAACAGGAGCAUGACUCAAAAUUACCAUGCGAAUCCAUACCAAUGAUUUUCAAUUCACCAAAUGGAAACAUGUUCAUGCCUCCCUAUUUCGGGAUUCCUUCAGUUGGAUCUGGACCUCAGGAGCAGUGUUUACUCAGAGGUUCUUUCUAAGGAUGUCAUUUUGGAUCUUGUGAUUCGAUUUUUGAAAUGCACUAGAUGCAGCAUCACCUAGUGAAGGUUUCUAGAGUCCUGAAGGUACUGAAUUGCUAACCCUUAUUCAGUGAUGCUGGAUUUCCCUUUAUGGGGUUUUAUGUGAAUAUGUUGAGGAAGAACUUGAGUUGAUUAGUCCCUUUUAGUUAAACUCCAUGAAGAGACUAGUUCAUAUCUAUGUUGACGUUAAAAUUCUGGCUCUCAUGAUCAACCAAGGGAAGCUAACUUAUGAAGCUUGAUCAUGAGCUUGUGUAAUAUAUGUUUUUUUCUCGUUUUUACUUGUUUGGUAAUUUGAUUAUGGUUAGGAGACAAAUUCCUAUGAGCUUAUAAAUAUAUAUAUAUAUAUAUAUACAU
Molecule: messenger RNA, 1919 nt
Organism: Prosopis cineraria
Lineage: Eukaryota; Viridiplantae; Streptophyta; Magnoliopsida; Fabales; Fabaceae
Product: transcription factor DIVARICATA-like
Exons: 2
Coding region: 660-1526 (288 amino acids)
Molecular function (GO): DNA binding
Source: RefSeq, a predicted model, not a curated record